UAACAACAGAAGUGUGUGGCAGUCGCGAUCCGAAGGGUUUCGCCGGAGAUCAACACGCGUUAGUGCGAUCGCAUCGAUUCGAUAGUUGAACAUUGAAAAGAAGUGAAGAGUUGGUGGAAACAAAAACGAAGUCUUCCGUGUUUUAACUUCGGUGCAGGAGUAAAUGUUGGGCUUUCGCACUCGAAGGCAGCAAAAUUGCUAAGCCGAGUGUUUUUUUUCUCAUUCGAAUAGUUUGUACGUCAAAGCACAUUGAAAGGCGAUUGCAGCGAGUGUUCAGUUUUAAUUAUACGCUGUUUCAAAUUCAAACGGCGAUCUUGAAAGUCCAGGCCAGGGGCAGCUUUCAUUAGUGUUGCUAUUGCAAAAUGGGCAAAUUGCAGAAUAAAUCGUUGCUAACAGUGAUUGUGGUGAUUAGUACGAUUGGCUGUCACGCGUUUCAGCAGUCUCCUGCUAGUGAUUAUAGUGAAAACCAGAGUCAGCAUCCUGAAAAACGACUUGUGCACCGUCAUCAUGGUCACCAACAUCAGCAUCGGCUGAACACGAUAUCCUUAGGCACUAGAAACUCCUCUCGAUAUUCGCUAAUUGGACCCUUUGGCGCGGGAAACCAUUAUCAGCCACAACCAACAGACAGUUAUCACCAGCAUCAUCACCAUCACCGUCAGCCUGCUGCUGGCAGCACUGUUUCGCAUCAUCAGCAUGCUGGAUUUCCCAGUAUAUCGGAAGCUAAUCAGGAAAAUCGUCGAUACCACAAUCCGGGAUUACGGUGGAAUACCGUCCCAACGGAGCGUGCCACCACUACUGCGAGGGUGCCAUCGAACCGGCCUGGAAACAAUGCCGGUGGACGAAGUGUAAGGCGAAUGCUGAAAAACAACAACCAUCACCAUAGGAACAUUACCGGCAAAAACAUCUGCACCGAAAAGCGGAUCGUCCAUGUACCCGUCUACAAGAAAUCGACCGUGAAGCAUUUUGUUCAACCUUGUCCGGAUCAGACGCUGUGCAGCGGUUUUCGUGCCAAUUAUGAGCCAACGUAUCACACGGUUAAGAAGGAGGUCUACGUUUGCUGUCAGGGAUGGGAAACAGCAACCACCAUUUCUGAAGGUUGUUUCAAGCCCGUUUGUAAGAGUCAGUGCCGCAACGGAGGUACUUGUACUGCUCCAGACACCUGUACGUGUACCGUUGGAUUCACAGGAGCGCAGUGCGAGCAGGACAUCAAUGAGUGUAAGAUUGAAAAACCAUGCGACCAAACGUGCUACAAUACAGACGGAUCGUACUACUGCACGUGUCGAGAUGGGUUCAUGCUGCAACCCGAUCGCCAGAGUUGUAAGCGAAUCGAAACGGCGAACGACGUCGCCACCGAAGCCAGAGAUAUGGAAAACGAUGUCGAUUACGACAGCCUGGAUACGCGGUUAUCCAAGCUGGAGAAGAUUAUCUACAGCGAAGAUCGCAGAUCACAAUCGGAGAACCACGAGCUCAACAAGAAGGUCCAGUAUGCGCUGGAUGCUGUUUCUUCGCUGCGAUCGCAAAUUUCUCGAUUGUCCCAAAGGCUUUAUCCGAGUGUAGACUACGGGAAUCGGAUCAACUAGUGAACGACCAACUGUGUGUGUGUGUGUGGGUGGGUUGUUAGACUCGAGCUCCGAUUCUCUCUCUCCGACGUAGGAUGUAUUUAUUGUAAUUAAUUCUAGGCCGUGUUUUUAAAAUAAGACUUCAAACCAAAUGUGUUUCGUCUAUAAAGGUCCCACCGUGUGAGAUACGACAAAGCUGCCAACUUAAUACGAGGCAGCAUACCAAAACCCCGCGCAGGCUGAUUCUAGGUUAGAAGACGAAAGCCGGGCAGUGAUCAGUCCAGCAGCUGGAUAAUUUGGAAAAUAAAACUAGAAAGCCAUUCGUUUCGAUACAUUUUAAUACCCAAGAAAAAAAAUCUAUAUUUAUUGUCCUUACAGAGCUAAGAGACAAUACACAAAUAGGAGGAAGAUUAAAUGUAAUGAUUUUAAUAAAAUAAAAG
Messenger RNA from Sabethes cyaneus, 1999 nucleotides. RefSeq lists its product as uncharacterized. The coding region runs from base 363 to 1580 and encodes 405 amino acids. The record is from RefSeq and is a predicted model, not a curated record. The transcript has 8 exons. NCBI's taxonomy places the organism in Eukaryota, Metazoa, Arthropoda, Insecta, Diptera, Culicidae. Gene Ontology annotation, molecular function: calcium ion binding; signaling receptor binding. Gene Ontology annotation, cellular component: extracellular region; cell surface. Gene Ontology annotation, biological process: anatomical structure development.